This is a messenger RNA of Sinocyclocheilus anshuiensis, 2509 nucleotides long. RefSeq names its product E3 ubiquitin-protein ligase RING2-A-like. The record is from RefSeq and is a predicted model, not a curated record. Gene Ontology annotation, molecular function: ubiquitin protein ligase activity; chromatin binding. The annotation marks the transcript as partial. Gene Ontology annotation, biological process: negative regulation of DNA-templated transcription. Gene Ontology annotation, cellular component: PcG protein complex; ubiquitin ligase complex. The transcript is spliced from 5 exons. Lineage: Eukaryota; Metazoa; Chordata; Actinopteri; Cypriniformes; Cyprinidae.
UUCCUCGCAUGUGUGCUGUUGUUUCAGGAGGCGAUCAUGGACAGCACGGAGAUCGCCGUGUCUCCCAGAAGCCUCCACAGCGAGCUGAUGUGCCCCAUCUGUCUGGACAUGCUGAAGAACACCAUGACCACCAAAGAGUGUCUGCAUCGCUUCUGCUCCGAGUGCAUCGUCACCGCGCUUCGAUCGGGGAAUAAAGAGUGUCCCACCUGCAGGAAGAAGCUGGUGUCCAAGCGCUCUCUACGUGCCGACCCCAACUUCGACGCACUGAUCUCGAAGAUGUACCCGAGCCGUGACGAGUACGAGGCGCACCAGGACAAGGUUCUGGAGCAGCUGAGUCUCCUGCACAACAAAGAGGCUCUGAGCAGCAGCAUCGAGCAGGGGCUGCGCAUGCAGGCCAGACACAGAGCUCAGCGCGUGCGUAAGCUGCAUCCGGAGAGUGAGACCGCUACAGUCAGCGGUGGUGAGGACAACGGUGACGCUCGCUCACACAUCUCACAUGACUCUGCUCCAGCGAGCUGCGCCGCAGAGGCCGGACCCAGCCGCCGUAACCCAGCGCACCUGUCAGACGACUCUGGACCUGAGGCUUUGGGAGAGAGCCGCACUCCUCCUCGACACGGCCCCGGCUCAGAGAUUGAGCUCGUGUUUUGCCCACAUCCCCUGCUGGUCGACAACCAACAGUGCAGCCAGACGAGAUACGUCAAAACAACAGCCAGCGCCACGGUGGACCACCUGUCGAAGUACCUGGCUCUGCGCCUGGCUCUGGAGGAGGGUGCGAGCGUGGAGGGAGAGCCGGGAGCCCUGCAGGACAUCAGCGAGAAACAGUUCAGCAUCUACAUCAGCACAGCAGCGGGACAGUUCUCCACACUGAACGGCUCUCUGACGCUUGAGCUGGUGAACCAGAAGUUCUGGAAGCUCUGCAAGCCUCUGGAGCUCUUCUACGCUCCUACAGACCAGAACCAGAUGCCUCGACUGGGACAGAUGGACGGAAGCCAAGGGGAGGCAUCGCUAACCUAAAGGACAACGACGGCCUCUUUCUGCAGAAACCCACUGAAGGACUGCAGAGAUCAGUGCUGCUCAUCCACUUAAUCUUAUGUACAGUAGCUCCAACAGUAAAGCCGAGCCAUUAACUGUGUGUUUGUGGAAAAUAAGGGCCUGCUCCUAUUCCCACACGGAGAGCACAUGUAUGUGACGGCAAGAGAGCACAAGACGGUCCAGGCUCUGAAUACUGCCUCGACACACUGCUUCUCUAAUACUGUGAUAUCCGAGACCGAGUGCAUCCCAUCAUUCAUAUUCAGGAGUUUGCAUACCCUGAAAUCAACGAGAGGCUUUCCAGUCAAAGUAUAAUUAAUUAGCGAUUAUAAUUUAGUGAUAAAAUGAUGACUGUAUAUUUCGUAAAACAAUUGUAACUGCUCUUUAUCACUAUUAAAUUGUGUUGUCUGUCACAGACUGAACAGACAUUUCUAAGCUUAUUUUAAAGUGUAAAGUGUUGAAAAUCUCAAUGUGUUAAUAAAGCUGUCGUAAAUGUGUCCCAUCAGGUCACAGAUGUUCUCCACACCUUCAUGUAAAUAGACAAGUAGUGCGUAUAGACUGCACCUGUGGGGUUUGGGACAGGCCCUAAAUUCAGCAAGUCCCCUGCAGCGUUGUGUGCUGGUGAAAUACCUUGUUUAAAGAUUCAAGAGGAGUAAAGAAAACUCCCUUUGGCCAGAGUCUGUAGAUCUAUGGAUUCUUAGUAGCAGCCAUGCUUUUGUGUCCUUUUCUGUUCUUGUUCAUUUAUAAUUUCAUUCAUUCAAUGAUUUAAAUGCUUGUUUUCACCAUCACUUCUUCACUUGUCUCCUGCCUCUUGGGUUGAUAGAUGAGUUUCGGAUACCAGACCACGCAGGAUGGAUGGAUCUGAUGGAUGACGGUUUACGAUAGUCAAACUGAUUUAAUAUGGUCUGUUUUAAAUGGAAGUGACUGCAAUAAUAUGAUUACAAUAAUCAUGAGACUUAAUUGGUUAUUUUAAUCUAUUAACCCUAAUAUUAAGGUUAUAACAUACCCUAGGCUCUGGUCAGAAAUGACAGAUACAGAGCAACAGACACCUUCAUGAUGGGUUUUUUUCUUUUUAAAGGUGGCCAUAUUUGUGGAUCUGAAUUGAAUGGAAGCUUGUUUCAACCACAAAAUAAAAACGAAGGGAAUUGCAACUUUUUUCCCCCCUCACAAUUAUGAGAAUAAAAGUCCCAAUUACAAUCACAAUUAAGUUAUUUUGUUUCGGUAACAAAAUACACAUAUCUGAGAAAAAGGUCAGGAUUUUGAGAUUAAAGUCACAAGCAAGGUGGAAACAAGCUUUCAUAGAAUUGAAGUCAGAGGAACAGAAAUUAUCAGCAUUCAAGGGAAAAACUGGAUGUAGUGGUUAAAAUGGUUAUUUCAUUACUUUCCUAAUUAGUUUUUGUACAUUCACCCAUGCCUUGAAAAACUGCCUUACUGCAUCUUUUUCAUUAAUAAAGAUGGACACAUUUAUACUGGACUAUGA